This is a messenger RNA of Rhizophagus irregularis DAOM 181602=DAOM 197198, 729 nucleotides long. NCBI's taxonomy places the organism in Eukaryota, Fungi, Glomeromycota, Glomeromycetes, Glomerales, Glomeraceae. The record is from RefSeq and is a predicted model, not a curated record.
UGGUUUAUGUUUUUAUUAUAAUCAGAAAUGAUUUCAGUAAGUUUUGUUGCAUUCUCUUGAAUAAAUUUUAAAAUUUCCAUUAUUUUUACAUCGAAUUUAAACCCAAAUCCAAAGGUAAAUUUGUUGAUAUUUGAUAGAAUAUGACAAAGAAUCCUAUUAUCAAAUGAACUCAUGUCUAUCUGAUUUUUUUCAUCAUUCAAAUCAACACUCACGUAUUUAAAAUUGCUUUGAGCGUUAAAAAACAACUUUUCCAUAAAAGGGUUAAGAAUAUGAACAAUACUAUUAAUUUUAUUCUCCGUAGUUGUAGCAGAAUAAUAUUGAUAAAGAAAAGACCUCAUUGAUGUUUGUAUAUUGAAUAUUUCAAAUUCUUGAAGAAAGCUUGGAUAAUUAAUAAAAGGUUUGGGAAAGUCAAAAACGGAGUUAAAGAAUGUCGUGACCUGUUCUUUUUCUUGAUCAUCAAGACAGGAAAAAUAUGUUCGAAAGAUGAGAGCUUUUUUCGUCUCAUCUUGUUUAAUAUAUUUAAAUGGGUUUUUCCAAAGUACACGUGCAACAACUUGAAAAAAAUCUUGAUUUAAAACGACACAUGAAUAUAAAGUUUUAACAUCGUGAACAACAUACUGAAUAAUUUCAUAUAUACAGUCAACUGGUAAAUUUACUGUACUGGUGAUAUCUUGGUUUCGCGACAUAUUUCGUAAAAAAAAAAGAGAAAGAGGUAAAAAAAAUUUUUUU